Molecule: messenger RNA, 2076 nt
Organism: Drosophila kikkawai
Lineage: Eukaryota; Metazoa; Arthropoda; Insecta; Diptera; Drosophilidae
Product: peptidyl-prolyl cis-trans isomerase sig-7
Biological process (GO): protein peptidyl-prolyl isomerization
Cellular component (GO): nucleus
Molecular function (GO): RNA binding; peptidyl-prolyl cis-trans isomerase activity
Source: RefSeq, a predicted model, not a curated record
AUUUUGUGUCAUCUCUAAAGCCAAUAGUUAGUUUUCGCGGAUAUUUCUGUUUAUCUUCAAUUAAGUCGGCAUAAAAGUGAAUCUUCGCCAUGUCUGUGGUUAUAGAAACCACGCUAGGUGACCUGACAGUCGACCUGUUCACCAACGAACGCCCCAUCGCCUGCCUAAAUUUCCUGAAGCUCUGCCAGCUCAAGUACUACAACUUCAAUCUGUUUCACACGGUGCAGCAGGGGUUUAUAGCGCAGACCGGCGAUCCCACCGGCGCCGGGGAUGGCGGCUCCUCCGUCUGGGGCGUAGUCGAAGGCUUGCAGAAGCGCUUCUUCGAGGCUGAGUACCUGCCCCGCAUCCACCACUCUAGCGCCGGCAUGCUGUCGCUGGUGAGCGCCGGCAAGAACCUGGUGGGCUCCCAGUUCUUCUUCACGCUGGGCGACAGCUUGACCUCGCUGGAUGGCACCCACUGCGUAAUCGGGGAGGUGGUGGAGGGACACGACGUGCUGCGUAAGCUGAACGAUGCCAUAGUGGAUGAUGGUUUUCGUCCCUACCAGGACAUCCGCAUCACGCAUACGGUGGUGCUAGAGGACCCAUUUCCGAAUCCGCGCGGGCUUCAGGCACCCAGUCGCUCGCCCUCGCCAAGUGCCGAGCGCCUCAAAAACGGCAGGAUCGCUGCCGACGAGGAUAUCGACGACACCGACGGCAUGACCAUGGAGGAGAUGCAGGAGAUGCUGGCCGAUCGGGAGGCCAAGGCGCGUGCCACUAUCCUCGAGAUAGUCGGUGAUCUGCCGGAUGCGGACAUGGCCCCGCCGGAAAACGUUCUCUUCGUGUGCAAACUGAAUCCAGUGACCACCGACGAUGAUCUAGAGAUAAUCUUUAGCCGGUUCGGCGUGGUCAAGGGAUGCGAAGUGAUACGCGACCGCAAGACUGGAGACUCCCUGCAGUACGCCUUCGUGGAGUUCGAAGACCAAAAGUCCUGCGAGGCUGCUUACUUCAAGAUGGAUAAUGUCCUAAUUGACGAUCGUCGCAUUCACGUCGACUUCUCGCAAUCCGUAUCCAAGAUUACCUGGCGAGGCAAAGGACGCGGCGUGGUGGGUGACGAUGAAAGGCUAGACUUUGACAACUUGCGAGAUAACAAAGAUCAUAGGAAGCCCACACAAGGACGUGGCAGGGCCGAUAAUCACCGGGAUAGCAAAAGAUCCGAGGAUCCCAGAAGCAGAAUGAGCUCCGCCGAACGGAGAAAGGCAAGGGAGCAGCGCCACAAUGAGCAAAAGGAACGAGAUGACCGAAAGAAUGUGCGCAGGCGUUCGGGGUCCAGAGAGCAAAAGGAAAGGCGGCGUUCAAACUCACGAAACCGAAGCGACAGACCGGGCAGGAACUACAACGAUCAAAAGCGUUUCAAUGAGCGCGACCAGAGGGAUCGACGGAGAUCGGUCUCAAGGAGUCGUAAUGAUAGAAGACGUUCCCGUUCCAGAGAUAUGUCACAGAGAAAAGGAUCCCGUUCAAGAGAUCAGGCUCAAAGAAGACCCUCCAGGACAAGAGAUCUAACACAAAGAAGACGUUCCAGGGAUCGCACAGAACGGAGGAGGUCCCCAUCCAGGGAUCGCAACGACAGCAUGCGAGACAGAUCUCCGCAGGACAGAAGGCGUAACGAAAAUGGAAGCGGUAGAAGCAAAGAAGCCGUCAGAAACCGAGAUAGAUCCGCAGAGCGAAGACCCCAAGCUAACAGAAAGGCUUCUCGGGAUCGUGAGGAGCCAAGAAAUUCAAGCCGAAAGCAGAGUCCCGAAAGAAAACGAAAACUUUCAGCGUCUUCAGAAAAGAAGACUAAGAAACAAGCCAAGAAAAAAUCGAAGCGGGCAGCAAGCAGCAGUUCAGAGUCCAGCGAGAGUUCCUCGGAAUCCGAAAGUGAAGAUGACAGCUCAUCCUCGGAUAGUUCUAGUAGUUCCUCCUCCUCCUCCUCGGACGAGCGCAGCAAGCGCAAAAAGAGCAAGAAGACCAAGCAAAAAGCCGCCAGUUCCAAGAGCAGCCACAAGUCGAAAAAGAAACACCAUAGGAAAUAACAAUAAACGACGUUUUUAAUUGGAA